AUGGAGGGUCUGUUCUUUAACGUCAACAGCGGCUAUGUUGAGGGCAUUGUCCGAGGAUAUCGGAACAGCCUCCUCACGGGCCAGCACUACAACAACCUGACCCAAUGCGAAACAAUAGAUGAUGUCAAACUCCAGCUCGCCCCCGCAUACGGAGACUUCCUCGCCGCGCUUCCUCCCAACCCCUCUACCUCAGCCCUUGCCGGCAAGAUGACGGAUAAGCUGGUCGCUGAAUUCCGCUAUGUGCUCACCCAGGCCACAGGGUCGACGGCCAGAUUCCUCGAGUACCUGACUUACGGCUAUAUGAUCGAUAACAUUGCUCUUCUUAUCACCGGUACUUUACAUGAGCGUGAUACUCGUGAGCUUCUGGAGCGAUGCCACCCCUUGGGCUGGUUUGAGACUUUGCCCGUACUGUGUGUGGCCACGAACAUCGAGGAACUUUAUAACUCGGUCUUGAUUGAAACACCAUUGGCUGGCUACUUCAAGGGCAGCCUCAGCCACCAGGAUCUGGACGAAUUGAACAUCGAGAUCGUGCGCAACACCCUCUACAAGAACUAUCUCGAGGACUUCUACCAGUUUGUGAACACACACCCAGACUUUAAGGGCACUCCUACACAAGAGGUUAUGUCUGAACUUCUGGAGUUCGAGGCAGACCGCCGUGCAAUCAACAUCACCCUGAACUCGUUCGGGACAGAGCUUUCGAAGCAGGAACGGAGAAAGCUGUACCCGGAGUUUGGUAAACUCUAUCCCGAAGGCUCAUUGAUGCUUUCACGGGCUGACGACCUGGAGUCUGUGUCUCUUGCGGUCAGCAUAUCAGCUGACUACAAGGCCUUCUUUGACGCCGUGGGCCUUACUCAGGGUGCAGGUUUCGGUGGUGGUGCGGAUGGAAAAAGUCUCGAGGACAUGUUCUACCAAAAGGAAAUGGAAAUGUCAAAGGUUGUCUUCACCCGGCAGUUUACCCCGGCGGUAGUCUACGCAUGGAUGAGGUUGAAGGAGCAGGAAAUUCGAAACGUUACAUGGAUCGCGGAGUGCAUUGCGCAGCACCAGAAAGAGCGGAUUGGCAACUUCAUCUCUGUCUUCUAA
Messenger RNA from Aspergillus oryzae RIB40, 1080 nucleotides. RefSeq names its product H(+)-transporting V0 sector ATPase subunit d. Gene Ontology annotation, biological process: vacuolar transport; vacuolar acidification; proton transmembrane transport. Gene Ontology annotation, cellular component: fungal-type vacuole membrane; proton-transporting V-type ATPase, V0 domain; vacuolar proton-transporting V-type ATPase complex. Bases 1 to 1080 code for a protein of 359 amino acids. Lineage: Eukaryota; Fungi; Ascomycota; Eurotiomycetes; Eurotiales; Aspergillaceae. The transcript is spliced from 4 exons. Gene Ontology annotation, molecular function: proton-transporting ATPase activity, rotational mechanism. The record is from RefSeq and is a predicted model, not a curated record.